AUGCUAUUAAUAAAGUAUGUGAAUCCAUAAUAUUAUGAAAAUUUAAGACGAUUUAAAUACAGUGGUCAGAAUCUGUCGAUUUUAUAUAAUUGGAUUCUUGGAGAUAUUGCAUAAUGGUUGGUAAGUAAAUAAUUAUAUAAUUAAGGUUGAUUAAUUGCCAAGAACAGUAGCACCAAAUCUUAUUACAUUAACAGGAUUCUGUAAUUUAUUAACAGGAUUUGCUUUGAUAUUUAUUUUGAAUCCAAUGUUUGAUUAAGAUUUACCAUAAUGGGCUAGUUUAUAUUUAGCUUGGACUAUUUUUGUAUAUCAAACAUUAGAUAAUGCUGAUGGAAAAUAAGCAAGAAGAACAAAAUAAUCAACUGCUUUAGGAAUGCUAAUGGAUCAUGGUAGUGAUUGUACUGCAACAUGGAUUGCUGGAUUAUUAUAUAUUAAUGCUUUUAAAAUUACAUUUACACCAUUUAAUAUUUUAACAGCAAUAGGAGUAAGUUUUUUAAGUUUUUAUUUUGGUGUUUAUUGUCAAUAAUAUACAGGAGUAUUUUAAUUAGGAGUUAUUAAUGGUGUUGAUGAAGGAUUACCAAUACUUUAACUAUUUUUCUUGAUAACUGCAAUCAUGUCAUCAUAGUUUUGGCUUAAUGAAAUUUAACUCACAAAUACACUUUCAAUUCAAUAUAAUACAAUAAUACUUGUUAUAACUAUUAGUGCAUCCAUUGGUACUAUCAUUUAAUUUUGUUAUCCAGUUUUCAAAAAGAUGAAUUGGAAUGUUAUCAAAAUUUUAACAAGUCUCUAAAUACCUAUUACUUUAAUGGUAACAUUCAUAAGUUUAAUCUAUUUAUCCCCAACUUAAGUUUUAUUAAAAUGGUUCCAUAUUUAUGUUAUUACUAUUGGAUUAUAAUGGUCUAAAAUCAUUAAUUUAUGGUAAUUAGCGAUCAUUACUAAAGAAGUAAUUAUAUAUAUAUAUAUUUUAUAGACUUUCAGUUAAUUUUCUAUCAGUUGGGCCUUGAUUUUAGGUUCAAUUAUGUUAAAUUUAAUUUCACAAUUUAUAACUUCAGAUGGUCUUUGUUUUUUUGAUGAAGUCAAAUUGAUCUUUGUUUUGUUAGCAUUCUCUUUUUUAUCCUAUCUACAUUGUGUAAUAAGCAUAGUACACUAAUUAUGUGAUGUCCUAGAUAUUUAUGCAUUCAGCAUUAAAAACCCACAAUGAGUAAUAAAUUUAUAUAAUUAUCAUAUUAAAAAAAAAUGACUUUAAGUGAUAAUGUUAAAACUAUAUGGAAUUCUAUAACUUUUGGAUCUAAGUUUAUAUUAUUAGUAAGUAUCUUAUGCUACAUAAUCGACUAUUUC
This is a messenger RNA of Paramecium sonneborni, 1335 nucleotides long. The record is from the annotation of a GenBank genome assembly. NCBI's taxonomy places the organism in Eukaryota, Ciliophora, Oligohymenophorea, Peniculida, Parameciidae.